GGUUAAUAUGAACGCCCCUCUCGCCGGAAUCUGGCUCCCGCUGCUCCUGACCUGGCUCGCCCCCGAGGUCAGCUCUUCAUGGUGGUACAUGAGAGCUACAGGUGGCUCCUCCAGAGUGAUGUGUGACAAUGUGCCAGGCUUGGUGAGCCGCCAGCGUCAACUGUGCCACCGACACCCAGACGUGAUGCGUGCCAUCGGCCUGGGGGUGGCCGAGUGGACCGCAGAGUGCCAACACCAGUUCCGUCAGCACCGCUGGAACUGUAACACACUGGACCGCGAUCACAGCCUCUUUGGCAGGGUGCUGCUCAGAAGUAGUCGGGAAUCCGCCUUUGUUUACGCCAUCUCCUCAGCUGGAGUUGUGUUUGCCAUCACCAGGGCCUGUAGCCAAGGAGAGUUAAAAUCCUGCUCCUGUGAUCCCAAGAAGAAGGGAAGCGCCAAGGACAGCAAGGGCACCUUUGACUGGGGCGGCUGCAGUGAUAACAUUGACUAUGGCAUCAGAUUUGCCCGCGCCUUUGUGGACGCCAAGGAGAGGAAAGGAAAGGACGCCAGAGCCCUGAUGAACCUGCACAACAACCGAGCGGGGAGGAAGGCGGUAAAGCGGUUCUUGAAACAAGAGUGCAAGUGUCACGGCGUGAGCGGCUCCUGCACCCUGAGGACGUGCUGGCUGGCCAUGGCUGACUUCCGGAAGACGGGCGAUUAUCUCUGGAGGAAGUACAGCGGGGCCAUCCAGGUGGUCAUGAACCAGGAUGGCACCGGCUUCACUGUGGCCAACAAGAGGUUCAAGAAGCCGACCAAGAAUGACCUUGUGUACUUCGAGAAUUCCCCAGACUACUGUAUCCGGGACCGAGACGCAGGCUCCCCAGGUACAGCAGGACGAGUGUGUAACCUGACCUCCCGGGGCAUGGACAGCUGUGAAGUCAUGUGUUGUGGGAGAGGCUACGAUACCUCCCGCGUCACCCGCAUGACCAAGUGCGAGUGCAAGUUCCACUGGUGCUGUGCUGUGCGCUGUCAGGACUGCCUGGAGGCUCUGGACGUGCACACGUGUAAGGCCCCCAAGAGUGCCGACUGGGCUGCUCCCGUGUGA
Molecule: messenger RNA, 1084 nt
Organism: Elephantulus edwardii (Cape elephant shrew)
Lineage: Eukaryota; Metazoa; Chordata; Mammalia; Macroscelidea; Macroscelididae
Gene: WNT2
Product: wingless-type MMTV integration site family member 2
Exons: 5
Coding region: 8-1084 (358 amino acids)
Biological process (GO): canonical Wnt signaling pathway; cell fate commitment; neuron differentiation
Cellular component (GO): extracellular region
Molecular function (GO): cytokine activity; frizzled binding
Source: RefSeq, a predicted model, not a curated record